GAGCCGCGCAUGCGAGCGUGUGGAACAUAAAGAUGAUCGUCCACGCGUGGCCAAUGUCGAACUGUGCGGAUUGGCAUAGCUGCUUUUGCGAGAAGGCGCGCGGAAGUGAUAUAGGAUAUAGAGCAGAGGAGCGCGCGGGUGUAAAGCAGGUCUGCUCCAGUCAGAACAGUGCACGACUGCCGUUUACAAGGAGGCGCUUCGUCUCGUUGUCGUCAGCGCUAUCGUCCUCGCCAUCGUCACGCAGUGUCACAGCGUGUCUUCAGUUUGAGUGUCUCAUUCCUCUGGGAGGGUGUUGGCGUGCAAGUGGUAGACGUUGGGGUUCGUCGACAUCGCCUUCCUCUCGGAAGUUCAUCAGCGCGCGCCACGUGGAGCCGCCCAGGCCGUUCGUUUAUCUCUCGUCGAAUUCCAUGGCUGAUGUGGGCCCUGAAGCCGUUCCGCCUGCCGGUGCCGGCGGCGAGAGCCUUGGUGGGCAGCCCAGAUCUCCACGACGGAUUCUUAUAGCCGUUGAUCAGUCGAAGGAGAGCUUGCACGCCGUCCGAUGGGCCGAUUGGCACCUCUUGAGGGCGGGCGAUGAAGUACAUCUUCUCCAUGUUGUUCGGCGCGGAGUAGGUGUGCCCCCGAGCGGGUCUAUGUCGCCCCAGUUGGCAGCGACCUGGGACAGAUAUGUGUGGUUGUUGACGCUGCAAGAAAUGCUUUCCGAAAGGCAAAUCUGUUCCUUCAUCCACAUAGUGGAAGGGGAUGUUCGACAGAUAAUACUGACGGUGAUGGAGGAGCUGCGCUGUCAUCUCGUGGUCGUGGGGGAUCGCGGAUUGGGAGCCAUCAGGCGUGCACUCCUAGGGAGCGUGAGCGACUACCUGGUGCAUCAUUCGGCCGUGCCCGUGAUUGUCGUCAAGGGGGCAGGGAAAGAGGAGGAGAGAAAGAUGGACCAAGCUGUGAAGAAGAAAGAAGAAAAAAAGGCGGAAAUAUCACAGGCUGUUAAGCAGAUCACAUCGUAGAGAUAGGGGAUGGGAUGGGAUGAGAGGGGAGAGGAAAGGCCUCGACUACGGACAGAAUAGGAGGGCUAGAUUCAAGCAGAUUAC
Molecule: messenger RNA, 1079 nt
Organism: Chara braunii
Lineage: Eukaryota; Viridiplantae; Streptophyta; Charophyceae; Charales; Characeae
Source: the annotation of a GenBank genome assembly